Molecule: messenger RNA, 1417 nt
Organism: Cotesia glomerata
Lineage: Eukaryota; Metazoa; Arthropoda; Insecta; Hymenoptera; Braconidae
Product: protein rolling stone-like
Exons: 2
Coding region: 431-1363 (310 amino acids)
Cellular component (GO): membrane
Source: RefSeq, a predicted model, not a curated record
CUGAAAGAAAUAACUUUUUCGGAGCGUAGUUUAAAAUUUACAUGCUCUGAAGGAUAAAUAAAUCAAUUGAAAUAAUCGCAGUCAUUAACUUGUCAUCCAUUGAAAAAAAAAAAAAAAAAAAAAAAAAAAAAAAAACUUUAACACAAAGCUAAUAAAUGUUAUAAAUGUUUAUAAAAACUUGCCGCGAAAUUUAAUAACCUGCCGUAGUUCCAAUAGUUUCAACCAGAGGACACUGGGGUUUAGAUAUUAUGUCAGCUGUGAAAUGUUGACAUUUAAAAAUAAUCAAAAACGUGGCUGUGAUUGUUCUUCAGUAUCCCAAAGUUUUCUAUUAAAAAUGUAUUUAUUGUAUUGACCUAAGAAAUAUGUAGACUAACAACAGAUCUACAUAAUCACCUACCAAGUGACAAUAAACUUUCUGUUAUAAUUCAGAAUGUUGAAACUAUCCACUAAGGAAUUAUGGUUUCUGUUAAUCCAACUAUGUACUCGACGUCGAGCGAUGGUGAACAAACUAUGGUGUCGGAAAAUAAGUCGAGCAUGGUUAGAAACAAAGCAGACACCUCCGCAUCCAAGAUUGCUUACAGAAUCAAGGUUCAAAACAUACGCGCCCUGGUGGUAUGUCUACUAUCGUUGGUUCAUGAGUUUUGGUUGGAUUUCAAUAGUUAUUUGUUCAGUAUGGGAGAUAGGAAGCGCUGACCCAUUAGCCAGCAAAUAUGGAUCUCGUAAAUGGUUUGCUUAUUUAACAAACUGGCAUUUAACUUUUGGAGUUGCCCAGACGAUACUUGGUGCAACGCUGGUAACAAGACGAUGGUUACAUCAACGAUAUCCUGACUUUAAUCCAUACAAUAUCAAGUACACCUGCUUGGAAAAAAGUUACUGGUUCUUAUACAGCGUGACAGCAUCGCUGGCUAUUGGUGUUACAGUAGCCUACUGGAUUGCCAUUUACGAUCCAAAAAUUCACUUCGUGGACAGUGUUAAUUUAAUGCAACAUGCUCUUAACAGUAUACUUAUAAUAGUAGACUUAUUUAUUUGUGCCGUAACGAUACGGUUGCGUUGCUUUUGGUGGACUGUCGUUGUUAUUAUCAUUUAUUUAAUAUUUUCUGUUAUUUAUUACUCUGCUGGUGGCCUUGAUAGGAAAGGCUUUCAUUACAUUUACAAAAUUCUAGAUUGGAAAAAACCAGGUAUCUCAUUAUUAGUAUCAUUAGGUGGUAUUGGAUUUAUAAUUAUAGUUCACUGCCUACUUACUGGUCUAACGAGUUGUCUAGAACGUAUUACUAAGCCCAGUGACAAGAGUAUUCAUGAGCCACCAUUGUCGUCAGCUAAUAAUGAACAGAGGACUAAAGUUAGAGAUGUUGAAAUUGUUUGAAAUUAUUUUUAAUAAUUGAUUUUUUUUUUUUUUUUUUUUUUUUUUCAUGCUAAA